Spirodela intermedia is the source of this 885-nucleotide messenger RNA. The record is from the annotation of a GenBank genome assembly. NCBI's taxonomy places the organism in Eukaryota, Viridiplantae, Streptophyta, Magnoliopsida, Alismatales, Araceae.
AUGACGGGGAAGAGAGUAGGGGAGGGGCUGGUGCCGCAGUGGCUGGAGUCGCUUCUGGCGACGCCGUUCUUCUCCCCGUGCACCACCCACGGCGACGCGGCGCGGGGCGAGUGCAACAUGUUCUGCCUCGACUGCCCCGCCGCUUCCGCCUUCUGCUUCUCCUGCCGCGCCGUCGGGCACUACGACCAUCGCGUCAUCCAGGUCGUCACCUCUCUCCCUCUCUCUCUCAUGUCGCACCAGUCGAUCAUAAUCUUGAUGCGCUGUGUGCCCAUCUCUCAUUAUCCUCUUCUCGUUGCCGGGCGUUGCGCGUCGGUGUAAAGAUACGACGGUCCUCCUACCACGACGUGGUGAGGGUCUCGGAGGUGCAGAAGUCGCUGGACAUCAGUGGCGUGCAGACCUACGUCAUCAACAGCGCUCGUGUGGUCUUCCUCAACGAGAGGCCGCAGCCCAAGGGCCCGGCGGCGUCCACCUCUGGUGCGAGCUCUAAGGCCACCGCCGCCCAUGCGUGCAAGAUCUGCGCCCGCGCCCUCCUCGACCCCUUCCGCUUCUGCUCCAUCGGCUGCAAGGUUCCGACUCCCCCAACUUACCCCACUUCUCGUUCAUUCCCUCAACUUUUCUCUUCUUCGAAGAAGAAAACCAGUGCGAUUGUGGACGCCCGAUGCAAUGCAGCUGGAGGGCGUAAGGAGGGGCGUGGACGCCGGCUUCGCGCGGGGUACAGAGGGCACCGACGAGGGAGACGCGGCAGGGUACGGCACGCGGGAGGCGCCGAGCGGCGUGAAGCAAGCAGAGGCUGGCGAGCCGGCGAGCAGUAAGGGGCCGCUCGCGCCGCCGACGAGUCUCCGCCGGCGGAAGGGCAUUCCCCACCGUGCCCCGCUGGGUUCCUAG